AUGAGGUUGGAGAUUUAGAAAGUAAAAACUGGAAGAUAGUAGACAUCAAAUCUCGUCAGGGCUUCUAUGAUGAUUUUAAAAUUCUUAUUUGGAUGGCAUCCAAAAGUUAAUGAAGACAAAAGAGUAGCCUUUAUUGAUGUUGGAGGAAAUAUUGGUUGGUUCACUUUAGUUGCUGCAAGAAAUGAAUUCUUAGUCUAUACAUUUGAGCCAAUGAAAUCUAAUACAGAUGCUUUGAAAUACAGUCUUUGUCUACAGCCUAGUCUUAAGGAAAAAGUUUAGAUUUUUGAAUAUGGGUUAGGUGAUUAAAAUUAUUUAUGCGGAAUAUAUUCAUUAGAUAUCAAUAUUCAGAAUGGAUUAGUUAAGUGUGAAUCAUAAUUUGCUGCAGGGGCAGAAUUCAGAGAAUUUAUACAAUUGAAAAAGUUAGAUGAUUUUAUAGAUAAUAUUCCUGAUGAUGUCCUGAUAGGAGUGAUGAAGAUUGAUAUUGAGGGAUAUGAAUAUUUCCUAUUUAAAGGAGGAAGUUAGUUUAUAAACAGAUACAAAAUACCCUACAUUAUUAUCGAAUUUUUACCAGCAAACAUGUUUAGAGUUGGGAUCUCCCCAAAUGACCUUAUUCUAUUAAUUAAUUCAAUGGGAUAUGAUGUAAGAGUUGGAGGAUUUGAUGGAGAUAUAUACACAAGUAUUGAAGAUAUGGAAAAAGUCUAUCAAAGAUCUGCUUUUGAAGAAGUAUUUUUAACACUAAAAAUUAACUGA
This is a messenger RNA of Stylonychia lemnae, 750 nucleotides long. Lineage: Eukaryota; Ciliophora; Spirotrichea; Sporadotrichida; Oxytrichidae. The record is from the annotation of a GenBank genome assembly.